AAACGCCGGUAGACAAGACACAGUUGAAUACACAAGGUGUGGUGUUAUACCCAAACUAGAACCAGGUGUGACGGUUCGCAGUUUUGAGUAGUGUCUUAAAGCAUCAACACUUAGAGGCUGGAUUUUUCGUGAAAAUUUUAUAUAAUCUUUGAUUCAAAGUCAUUGGGGCACCAACGCCUCAACAAAGCUCUAAAAUGGCGAUUCACGCCAAUUUGGCGUGCCAACUGUUAAUUCUACUGGCAAUGUUUAAGUAUGUCCAUCUUCAAGCUCAAGUUCAAUCAUCGGCUGUCAAUCCAUGUGAAGUAUAUAAUUUUACUACUGGACAAGUGUUGCUCACUAAAAAAAUUAGUGUAAGCAUCCAAGAAACAGACACACAAGCAACUCAAUCACAGAGUGUAAAUUUACCGAUAGGUGGAGGAAACAUACCGACACUAACUGGCUCUGAACAAAAUGACAGAGACACUUUAGAUCUAUAUGGAAUUUCUGUCAGCUUCAAUCCAUUAUCUGGAUACAUGACAUUGUUCAUUGAUAAGGAGAUUGAUAGAGAUGGUACCAGUCCUCUCAAUUUUGAUGAUUUAGAUGUCAUCUCAUUCCUUCUACAGUGUGUAUAUACGGAUACAGUGACAAGAACUUCAUUUAUAGAUGUGACUAUCACCGUGCUGGAUGAUAAUGACAACUUUCCCAUAUUUUCACAACCCGCAUAUUCAGAAACCAUUAAAGAGCAAACUCCAAUUGACACCACGGUUUUGGCUCAGAUUAGUGCAACUGAUCUAGAUGUUAAUGAAAAUAAGAAUCUUGUGUAUUCUAUCAUUGCAGGCCAGAACUAUAAUGGCGAGGAAAUUUUCGUUAUGCCACCUAAUGCUCAGGGAAGGAUUGUUUUAAAUAGACCAGUUGACUAUGAACUUUUAGACCAGAAUAAUGACUUAGAUUUCACUCUUACAGUACAAGCUACGGACAAUGCAGUUGAUCCAAAUGAGCGUAAAACGUCAACUGUUACAGUUACCAUAACAAUAGCUGAUAGUGAUGAUUUAAAUCCAACUUUCUACCACCCUGGUUGUCGUGAUACUUCAACUCUGGCAAAUUCCUGUGAUGGUGUUACGUAUCGUGCAUCUAUAACAUCUGGAGUUAGGGCAACUGAUCCAAUAGCAGUGAUACCAACAAUAUCUGGAGCAGAAACAACACCAGGACCCCUUAGUGCGUUUGAUCUUGACAAACUAAAUGCAGCAAUAGGCUUUGAAAUUAUUGGAACUCUUCCUUCUGGAUAUGAGAAUUACUUUACUGUUAGCACGUCACCUGCACCAGCAGAUGCAAAUCUUCCUGGUAGGAAUAUAUACACUGCCAGUCUGACACAGAACACAGCCAUUAACAGGAAUGUGGCCAAAUCGUUAGAUGUUUAUCUAAAGGCAAGGCAAACUGAUAACAGUGAGAGAUACCGUAUAGCAACUAUAAAAUUCCAAGUUGAACCAAAUAAUGCCAAUGAUCCAGUCGUGUCAAUAGUUACCGGUGGAACAACUGGAUAUAUCAAAGAAAAUGUCAAUUAUGGUACAAAUGUCCGUUCUGCAGCAGAUGGAGAGGCUUCCAUGCAGAUUCAAGUUACUGAUGCAGAUGUGGUUGAUGGAGAUGUCCAAGGCUACACAUACAAUAUUAUAACAUCAACACAAGUACCUUUUGCUAUCCUGCCAAAUGGAAAUGGUGAGACUGCCACUAUUUAUGCAACAGGACCAUUGGAUAGAGAGACUACACCUUCCUAUACUUUUACUGUUCGUGCAACAGAGGAUGUGGGUUCAUCUCCACGAUCAGGUAACCUCCAAGUCACAGUUAUUGUUCAAGAUGAAAAUGAUAAUCGACCUGUUUUCACUGGAACUGAUUACACAAGAACAAUUACAGAAGGGGAUUAUAGUGGUUUGGGCAAUAGAAUUCUCCUGUCUGAUCAAAUUCGAGCAACUGACGAUGAUGUUGGUGAUAACGCAUUGAUCUCCUACAGUAUCAAGAGUGUACGAGUAACAACAGGUUCUGUUACUGCUCAAGAUCUUACUAAUAUUUUGGCGAUUGAGAAUGGAAAUGUUUAUUUGAACGGAGCAGUUGCUGCUGGGCUUACAUUUGUUGUGUUUGUUGAAGCCUCUGACAAUGGUGCCAUAAAACCAAGGACAGAGGUUGCUAGUUUGACAGUUACAGUGGUUGGUGAUGGAAACAAUCCUCCUGUGUUUGGUGCUAAUAACUUUGUAACACAAGAGAGUGAGGCUGCACCAGGCCAAUCAUUGGUCAUGACUCUCACUGCCAAUGACAGGGAGGAUUCAACAUUAAACUAUGCUAUUACCUCAUAUACAACAGGAACUGAUAAAUUUGAUAUAGGAAUUAACAACGGAGAAAUUCGAAUCACUGGACCAAACUCUCAACAGCCAUUGGACUUUGAGACAGAGCCUGUAAUAGUGUUUAUUGUUACAGCUACAGACAGUUCAAACUUGGUUGGUACAACAACAGUUACAGUGCAGGUAACAAACGUGAACGAUAAUCCUCCUCAAUUCACAUCUACAAGCUAUGUGUUUAAUGUGGAUGAGGGGCAAAGUAAUGCAGUUGUUAACACCAUCUCUGCCAAUGACCUUGAUGGUGACACUGUAAGCUACCAGCUAAUCGACACAACAGCAUUUGGCAUUAAUGCAGGAUCUGGUGAGAUUCGAACUUCAGUAGCUCUGGACUAUGAAACACAGUCACAGUAUGUAUUUUUGGCUCGAGUAAUUGAUAGUGGGAAUCCCAGCUUAUCAAGUACAGUGCAAGUGACAGUGAAUGUUAAUGACCUCAAUGACAAUAUACCAUUGUUUGUUGAUCAGAUUUACAAUGGUGUAGUUGUUGAAGGACAAAGCGGUAUCGCUGUUACAAGAAGUGGAUCAACUGAGAAUCUUCAGGUUGUGGCCACUGAUGCUGAUGCCACUGAUCAGAUCACAUACAAGUUCCAAAUUUUGCCGAAUAAUGACUUCAGCAUUGACCCUAUCACAGGUGUUAUAUCAACUGCUCGUGCUUUGGAUUUUGAGACACAAUCCACUUAUUCUUUCUACGUUACAACAACACAAGGAGAAUCAACAGCUCAGAAUUCACCAAACAGUCAAGCUCGGGCACUUGUUAACAUUAAUGUCAUAAAUGUCAAUGACAAUCCUCCAAUAAUUGGUGCAACAAAUCCCACUAGAGAUUUACCAGAAGAUUUCGUUGAAUAUUCCUCAAGUCAAAACAUUCCAAGAGAAAUCAAUUUUGGUAUUUUCGGAACAGAUCGUGAUGCUCCAGGUGCUGGAAAUAAUCAGAUAGAUUAUUCUAUUGCAUCUGUGACCCCACUUUCAGCUCAGGGCAAGUUUAUCAUAUACGAAAAUUCUAACCUCGUCACUGUUAUUGGCACUUUGACUGACGAUUUUGCUGGACCUAUUACGCUUACUAUCAGAGGUACAGAUAAAGGAACACCUCCUCGACCAGAUAAUGAUGACCUUAAAGUCACAAUCAAUGUGAUACGUAACUCAGCACCACAAACCAACCCUGCCAUCAGUAGUACUGAAAACAUUAAUGAUAAUAUAGGAACUAAUACUGUUGUGUCAUCCUUCACACUUAUUGACAAUGAUCUGGAGGUUAGAUUUCAAGAGCUGUCAGUGGAAUUCAUUGGUGAGGCAGACUCCAAGAGGUUUUUCAGUUUUAACAGACGUUUUAAUGAUGACAGUAUUAUUGAUAUUUCCACUACCAAUGAACCUUUGACAGCAGAUGAUGCCCUCCAGUACAUUCUAUUGUUUAGAGUCACAGAUGGAGCUUAUGGUGAUGCCAAAAAAUCAACAGAUUAUACACUAACAUUGAAUGUAGAUAGGAACAGAAAUAGUCCAGAAUGGCUCUCUACAUUUACUGCACCUAUUAGAAUCCCUGAAAGCCUGGAUCUUAGUAAUCCAGUAGCUUUCAUCAAUAUCAGGGAUCUAGAUCUCAGUGAACCCCAUAAUUUGAUGGACUGCAGAAUUAUCCAGGAUCAAACUGCUAUAGAAUAUUUCCGAACAGAAACUGACAACAAUCUUGAUAGAUGCAACAUCUACAUGAAGAGAUCACCAGCUCGUGACAGAACUUUGAACACAUUCAAUGUGGAAUUGAGUUUGACAGAUAGAGGUACACCAACACCGAGAUCGGCUUCACCUCUAAAUCUUGUUUUCGAAAUCACCCGAAAUGAUGAAGCUCCGAUAUUCUUUGAUCUGGUUUCUGGACUGUUUUUAGCAACUAUUAAUGAAAAUAGUGCUAUCGGAAGCGAAGUAAAGACUGUUUCAGCCUCAGACUCUGAUCCAGAUACUGAGAACAACCAAAUUUCAUACAGGAUUGUUGCAGGUGCAGAUCAGUACUUUUCGAUUGAAUACUUAUUUGAUAAUGGAAGACAUCUAGGCGUGGUGAGAGUAAAGGGGGAUCUGAGACAAGACCCUGCCACCUUAUACCAAGUAAUAAUAGAAGCCUCUGACAAUGGACUAUUCAGAAGAAGUGCAACAGCAACAUUGUUGGUGACAGUGAGAAGAAAUUUCCAAACUCCUGCAUUUACAUCUGGAUCUUUGAAUAUAGAUGUUAUAAUUGCAGAGGAUAAGGAGCUAGGUGUUGGUAUUGCAGAGCUAUCUGGCACUGACGGUGACUUACAUUCACCAAACAAUGUGACUAACUUCAGAUUUUCUCCAGCAUCUGUUGGACAAGAUUAUUUCCAGGUCAAUCCUGAAACUGGUAUCAUAUCUGUACUGAAAGAUUUGAAGGCAGACCCUCAAAGAAGAACUGUUUUUACGCUUCAGUUUCAAAUAUACGAUCUCGGAGAACCAGAACUAUCAAACACUCAGACAGCCACUGUUACUGUUAGAGUAGUGAGGAAUAAUGCACCAGGAUUUACCGAACCUCAGAAGUCUGCAGUAGUUGAUGAAGAUGAUCCAGUGCCAACAAAUCUGGGAUCAUUCACUUACUUUGACUCUGACACGACAAAUGGACUAAAUGGAAAGUUCUCUACUCUAAGUUUUGACAUUGUGUAUCCAAAUGGUGCAGACAACUUCUUUAGCCUUGUGAAUGAGCCAAACUCCAAUACACUGACAGUACAGACAAAUCGCCUGUUGCAGGAAAUUAACAACCCAAAUAGAGUGAAUGAAUGGGAUCUUGUAUUACAAGUGAAAGAUGAUGGUGGUCUAACAGGGACAACAAGGCUUACUGUGAGGAUAAACAGAAACUUGUACCAACCUGUAAUGGCAGAAUCAUCCAUGUCAGUCACAAUUAAAGAAGACCUAGCUGGUGGAGAAACAUUUGGUGAUCCAGUUACGGCAACAGAUUCAGACACUUCAUCUCCAUACAAUGUACCAGAAUAUUAUAUUGCUGGAGGGUCGCAAGGAGCUACAAAUUUCUUUGAUAUAGACAAAGCUACUGGAAGGCUUUUUGUUAAACGAAAACUUUACACUUCUGGUAAACCAACCUCUGACUCUACAUACACUCUAAACAUUGGAGCAAGAGAUAGUCAGGAUCUUCAGUUGACUUCUGUGACCAACACUCAGUAUACUAUUAAUGUAUUGCGAAAUCUCGAGGACCCUGUGAUAGCCAAUGCUGCUACUGAGAGAAUUUCUAUUUCAAAAAGUGAACAACCUGGAAUUAUUAUGACAGUCACUGCAACCGAUGCUGAUGAGACAAGAAGGUUCCCAUUCAAUGAUAUAACAUUCAGUAUGCCAUACUAUGAGGGAAAUAUGUUCAUCAUCAAUACAGUGAAUGGACCUGUUGCAGGAACUAAACAAGGCACAGUUCAGCUUGUAGGAAAUCUUAAUACAGGCCUAUCUGAAUACUUUUUGGACAUUUAUGCAUGUGAUGGCGGUCCAGUUCCACGAUGUGAUGUUAAAUAUUUGACAGUAUCUGUAGAUAGCAACUUGUCACCACCAGUCAUCACCAGACCUGAUGCUACAAAUAAUUACAGAGACACUGUUGUUAUACUAGAAGAUAUUUCAUCUACUAACACUGUCUAUGACAUUGAUGCUACAGAUGGGGACACAACUAGUCCAUUUGGUGAUGUUACAUUUGAAAUAGUUGAUCCUACAAAUACUGAGGCUAAGGAGCAGUUCAUUGUCAAUAAUGAUGGUGUAAUCAAUAUCAGAAAAUCUUUAAUUGGAGUUGCCCAGGAUAACUUUGAGUUACAUGUACAAGCAGUGGAUGGAGGUGGAAGGAGGUCUCAGGUUACUGCUAUAAUCACAGUAAUCGUUCGUAGAAAUGAGUUCCCACCAAUUUUUGUGAGCUCUGCCACUAACCAGUAUCCAUAUGCUGUAACAAUUGAGUAUACAAGACAGGCAGGUUCAACAGUGGUAGAUGUUGAUGCUGUGGACAACAGGGACACUUUCAACAUAGUCAAAUAUAGACUGAAUUCAGCAUAUAGCCAGUACUUUGGUAUUAACAUCGAUACUGGUGUUAUCAUAUUGACUGGAGAUCUGAGUGACACUGCUGUUUCCUCGGUUACACAGUUUAGUCUUCUAGUGACUGCUUUUGAUAACGGUACACCAAGUCUGGAGAACAUAACAACAGUUAUAGUGAAUGUGAACCGCAAUCAGAAUUCACCAAGGUUUGCCAUUACCAGCUCUAUAAAAAGAUUAUCGGAAGAGACUGCCCUUGGCACUCUAGUGGAAACAGUCAGUGCUGCAGAUGAUGACCUUACAUCACCUUACAAGGAUGUGUACUACACACUGGUUGGUAGUACAAAAGCCCAGCAGUUCUUUUCAGUAGACCGUAAUAAUGGGCAAAUUACUGUAAAAGCUAAUUUGCAAGGAGAUGUUGAUCGUCAAGCUAGUUAUGAGUUGAGAGUGACAGCUGUAGAUGGAGAUGGUAGGCAAUCUAUCAACACAGCAACAGUCCGAGUCAAUGUUUACAGAAACAAUAAUAAUCCUUUCUUUACUGGUACUACAAGACUGAUUAAUAUAAAUGAAGACCUAGGAACUGGAACUAGUGUAUUCCAGUUUUUCUACAGUGAUGUAGAUCCGGAUAGGCCUUUUGGAGCUGAAGAUCUUACAAUUGAGCCAGUGGGUGAUUUUGGUGCAACCAAUUACUUUAACUUGGACCGAACUACAGGUGUUCUUUCUGUUGCCCAAAACAUUGCACAACAAGAAUCUGAUGUUUUCUAUUACCGUGUGAAAGUAGCCGAUGGUGGCAAUCCACAAAGAACAUCAACCACAGUACUUACCAUAAAUGUUAACCAGAACUUAAAUACUCCUGAAUUUGAUACAACUGGUGGUCCUUGUUCCAGAGAAUUUUCAGAAGACACAGCUCCUGGCUCAUUUAUAGCUUCAGCCACUGCAACAGAUUCUGAUCCUAAGGCAAGAUACAACACACCAACAUACACGUUAGAAUCAUUGAAUGAUGAUGAUCACACAUAUUUCUCUAUCAAUGAAGUCACAAAUAAUGGAAGAAUUAUAGGACAAAUAACCCUGGCUAAAGAUUUGAAGGAUGAUCUAUUAGAUCGGUCAUCAUAUACGAUCCAAGUUUUUGCUAGCGAUGGUGAAAGGACUUCACAGCCACUGACAUGCACAUUCACAGUUUAUAGGAACAAUAAUUCACCCAGGAUAACAAAUACCAACUUUGAAACCACCAUUAAUGAGAACCACACUUUGUUUACUGACACUGUGUUUGACCUUAAUGCAGAGGACAUUGAUGAUAGGGCUCCAUACAACUCGCUAUCAUACAGAAUUACGUAUGAUGCUGAUGCACAGCGUAUAUUCAAUAUAAAUAAUCUCGGCAAUAUAACUGUACAACAAAGUCUUCUAGUGGAACCACUCAACCAGUAUAAACUGUAUAUUGAAGUGGCUGAUGGGGCAGAUGUGCCAAGAGUAGCAAGUGCUACUGUGACAGUAAACAUUCGACGGAACUUCUAUGAACCACAACUUGGUGUUAAUGAAAAUUCCAAUAUUAAUGUAGAAAUUUCUGAAGUUUCAUCAGAAGGAUAUCUUGUAGUUGACUUGAAUGCUCGAGAUUUGGAUAGAAUUCCACCCUACAAUGAAGUGAGAUAUGUUCUUACAAGUGUUACAAGUACAACUCCAACUCAAAACAUUGCAAUGCCAUUUAUACUGGACAAUGACAAUGGACAGAUUACUGUCAAGGGAUCACUCCUGAAUCCACCAAGUCUUAAUGACUAUACUCUUACAAUUGGAACUCAAGAUGGUGCCCCCAAUCCAAGAACCGGUGUAACAUACACUGUUACAAUUACUAUAUAUAGAAAUACAUUCAGACCUGAAAUUCUUAAUGUAGAUGACACUGCCUCCAUUGACUCUUCUUUAAGUGCAGGACAAUUUGUUUAUGAUUUUGAAGCACGUGACAAUGACACAAGGAAUCAAUUCAACCAAUUUGGAUUUUACCUUAGUAGUGUUUACCCAGUAUCUAGUGUAUUCAGUGUGGAUAGGGAAACUGGUGUUGUAAGCUUGAACAGAGAUAUCAACACUGAUCCUCAUGAACAAUACUUAAUUCAGGUUGAAGUACGUGAUUCUGGAAAUACGUAUAUUGUUGGGCGUCCAUAUCUGUCAGCAUUUAAAACUAUAAGUGUUACUGUGAAUCGCAAUGCUGGUGCACCUACAUUUGUUCCUGACACCUAUAACCCAACAGAAAUUACAGAACAUUUUCCAACGUCAGUUGAUAUCCAGAGAAUUACACUGACCGACCCUGAUGGUGAUGCAGUCGAGAUGAUGGUGGACUACACAAAAAAUAAAGCUGAUUACUUUAGAGUUAAUGGUGACAUGCUUCAGCUGAUAAAGCCACUAUAUGAAGAUCCAGAUAAACCCACACUGUACACAGUUAUUAUAAAUGGAAAUGACAUGAGAGAUCCAAAGAAUCCAGCAACCAAUACUGCAACUGUUAGUGUAAGAGUAGAUAGAAACGACUUCCCACCAGAAUUUCUUAAUUUGCCAUAUACUGGAAGUGUAACACGAAACACUGCAAAUGGUACAGUUGUAAGAAGAGUUUCAUGGAGGGAUAAUGAUUUAACAGCCCCCUAUGGAGAAGUGACAGUUUCAGUUUAUGCAGGAUCAGGCUAUGCAGAGCAGAUCUUCAGAUUGACCAAUGUUGUAGGCAAUGCUGGAGAUAUUGUUGUAUAUAAUGACCAACUUCUGGCUUCUGAUGAUGCAUAUGAAUAUACAUUACACCUACAAGCUGUGGAUGGUGGUCCAGAUCCUAAUUAUGCAAAGGCUGAUGUAGAAAUUAGUGUAGAUAGAAACCUGCUUCCACCAACAUUCAGUCUACCACCUAGUGCUAGCCGAUAUGUGGUCAAUGUGGAAGAAACCAAGCCAGUUGGAACUGAAAUUUUAACUGUAUCAGCAACUGAUCUUGAUCCUAAGGCACCUAACAACCAAUAUAAGUUCUAUGAAGCGGCUCCGAAUGACUAUGUGAAAAUAGAUUCAGAUGGUAUUAUCCGUGUUAAGGGAGAUUUGACCGUUCCUACCUCACCAUUGAUUUACAACAUAUAUGUUGAAGAUGAAGGAGCAAAUAGAAGGCGAUCUGAUGUUCAAGUUCAAGUGAAUAUCCUCCGUGACUCUGCAAAUUUGAGAUUUCAGGUCAACUCUUAUAAUGGUCAAAUUGGUGAAGCUGUUCCAACAGGAUUUACCAUCCUCACCGUUCGUACAAUCCCUGAAGAUGGUGUGACAUUUACUGUGGACAAUGACAAAUAUCUGACUGCAGCUGUUUACUUCAAUAUAAAUGCUACAACAGGGGUGAUAUAUGUACAGAAAAGUUUGUUGGAAGACCUUGCAAGAGAAACACUUUAUACUUUGAAAAUUAGAGCAACACGUAUGUUUGAGGUAACAGAGCAGUCAAUUACAACUGAUGUACCAAUUGAAGUAAUCAGAAACCCGAAUGCCCCAACUAUCACAUCGCCUACCCAAUGUUUUGCAUUUAUUUCGGAGACAACAGCACAGGGCACUGAAGUUGUUGAUAUUGAUGCCACGGAUAAUGAUCAGAUUGAUGUUCCCAACUUGCGUUACUCAAUAGAGGAAUCAUUACUGAACGAUCACUGGAAAUACUUCUUUAUUGAUCCCAAAUCAGGUGUAGUCAGUCUUAAAACAUACUUGGACACACCAGGUUUUAAUGUAGGGACAUUCCAAUUCAGAGUAAAAGUUGAAGAUAUGAGAGGAAAGUUUGACAAUAUAGACUGCACAAUUACUGUUGGCCGCAACCUUCAAAGUCCACAAUUCAUCAACAAUCCACCAUACACUGCAGAGAUACCAUUUAAUCAACCUUUGAAUGAAAACUUUGCCUUCCCAGAGGCAGUGGAUAAUGAUUUACAAGGGAAUAUUGUGUAUAAGAUAAUAGGGUAUGAUGCAGCUCCACAAUACUUUGGCAUUACAUCACCAAAUAAAGAUGGACCAGGUUCUGUGUUUGUAAAGUCACCAAUGCUUGCUAAUGAUCUGACUCUUACUUAUGUGAUUGGAUUACAAGCCUAUGAUAGUGUAUUAGAGAGUGACUUUGCUUCUACAAACCUAACAGUUACUGUGAACAGAAAUCCAAAUGCUCCAGUCUUCACCACAACAAACUACAAUUCAAUUGUUAAUGAAUAUGAAGCGUUUGGUAAUGUUGUUGUGCAAAUAUCAUCAUCAGAUGCUGAUGGGCAUGCUGUGACUUACCGAAUUGUAUCUCCGAACCCACAAGAGUUUCAAGAAUACUUCUAUAUUGACCAACAGGCAUCAACAAUAAAUGUUAAACAGAGCCUUUUGAUAGCACCAGAAGAUGUGUACAGUGUAACAUUAGUAGCUGUGGACAAUGGAAUCCCUUCACGUUCUUCAAUUGCCCAAGCUAAUGUUAUUAUCAAUAUCAAUCGCAACGAAUUCUGUCCAACAUUUGAUGUUCCAGUAGGGGGAUUAAGAGGUGUAAUACCAGAAAAUGCUGGAACUGGUACACAAGUUAAUGUGCAAAUAUCUGUUUCUGAUCUUGAUACUAGAGCACCUUACAAUGUAAUAGCUAUAUCCAUGAUGGGUGAUGCUGAUGCCAUUCAGUUUUUCGAACUUAAUCAAACAUCCAACACACAAGCCAUAAUCAGGACUAGAACUAAUCUUGAUGUUGCCACGGAAACAAUAUACAGGGCUGUUCUUAUGGUGACGAAUCCAAUUGAUCCAACAUGUAGAGUGUCCGCUACUGUCACAUUGAGUGUGAAUCGUAACCUUGAGUCUCCCCAGUUCACACAGAAUGAGUAUGAUGCUUCCAUCCCAGAAACAGAGGCAAAUGGCAACCAAGUUCUUACAGUUAGAGCCAAUGAUGGUGACAGACUUGCACAGUAUAGGACAACAACAUACAGACUCGAGAAUAUUGUAGGAGAGGUAGAUACUAGAUACUUUGAUGUUGACAACAAUGGAAUCAUUUAUGUAGAUAAUAAUCUUUACAUGGAUGGUGCAGACACUACCCCAUACAGGUUUAGAGUUGUAGCCGGUGAUGGUGGAAAUCCAAGUCUUGAAGAUACAGCAACUGUAACAAUAACUGUAUGGAGAAACUACUUCGCUCCUCAGUUCCAAAACACAGAAACAUACGAGGAGACAAUAGCUUUUAACACCCAGGGUGUUCUCAUAUCCAAUGCUAUUAAUGCAGCUGAUCGAGAUUCUGCUGAUUGGGCACCAUUUAGAACAGUGACAUACAACAUUGUUGGACUUCUAGAUUCAUACAGGACUAUUUUCAGUGUGAACCCUAAUACUGGUGCUUUGAGUCUUAAUGCUAGACUUACUGGAAACAUCCAAUCUCUAUACAAUAUCCAAAUCGAAGCUUGCGACCAAGGGGUGCCUCAGUUGUGUGAUAUUGCUGUGUUUAAAUUGUCCAUCAAUUUCAAUCUGAACAAUCCAGAAUUCAUAUCAACAUCAUGUGGACAACAACUGUUGGAGACAAGACCGGCAGGAAAUAUUCUAGAAACAAUUACAACCAUAGAUAAUGAUAAUGAUAUAUAUGGUGAAGUACAUUAUACUUUAGCUGAAUCAACACCAGGUGCUUUAGAUUAUUUCGAUAUAACUAGGAAUGGUGAAAUUUUCCUUAAGAGAUCACUGGUUGGAAGUGGAACAGAUACAUAUGAGUUCAGUAUAAGUUUGGCUGAUGGAGAUAAUAAACCUUCACUGACAUCAUUAACAUGUACCUACACCGUCAUACGUAAUAACCACUCCCCUGUGUUUGUUAACCUGCCAGCAACACGGGAGAUAACAUCUAACCUCGUACAGAAUGCUGAUAUUUUCGAUGUUGAUGCUACAGACCAAGAUCCUUCAAAUACACCAUUUGGAACAUUGACUUAUUCUAUUUGGAGUAAAUCAGGAGCAUUUGAUAUCAAUUCUGUGACAGGUGUCAUCAGCCUGGCAAGGUCUCUCCCAGCACUCACCUCAUCAUCUGGACUUGGGUUGUAUGUAACAGUUUCUGAUGGUGGCAAUCCCCGAAAAUCGAAUAUGUCAAUUUUAGAACUUGUUGUUCAGUCUAACUUUGAGACCCCAACCAUUACACAAGCUGUGUCAAAGAAUGUGCUAGAGACAUUUGAUAUUAAACAGGCAAUUUUCACUAUGGAAGCUAUUGACCGUGAUCUGCCACCAAACAAUGUUCAACGUUUUGAUAUUGACUCAUCGUCUGAGACAGCAGUGUCUGAUUGUUUCCGUAUUGAAAACAAUGGUGAAAUUUAUGCUAAAUCUGCUCUUUACACCCCACCAUGUAACCAAUUAGAUGAAUACACUAUCUUUGUCACUGCCACUGAUGGAGGUAAUCCACCAAGGACAUCACUACCUCAAACUGCUCGCUUGAUAAUCACACGCAAUGAAUUUCCUCCUGUUUUCCAAAAUUUACCAGCUGUUGCAAAUCUGCGAGAAGAUGCCGCUUCCGGAGCAAGCGUUAUUGAUGCUUUUGCUACAGAUGCAGACACUGUGAAUCCAUUCAACAACAUCACAUACAGCAUCAAUGAAGUUACAGGAUCUUUCUUUGUGAUAGAUCCAAUAUCUGGAAGAAUAUCCAUCAGACCUGCUCUUGCUGAUCAUCCACAGUUAACAUACAAUGUACUUGUCAGUGCUACAGAUGGUGGUCCCAUUCCAAAAUCUGAUCAUGAAUAUCUAACUGUACGUAUAGCAAGAAAUCUAUUUGCACCAGAGAUUGACCAAGCAUUAUAUCAAUGGGAGAUUCAAGAAGAUUUAAGUGUUAACUCUCUUGUCAACACGAUAACAGGCAAAGAUGAUGACGACAAGGCUCCAUGGAAUCAGUUCAUUUUUAGAAGCACAGGAACAGCAUUAGGUGAAGAUUACUUCGAUUUGAACUCCGAUGGAACAGUAACUGUUAGACAAGCCUUAUAUGGAGAUAAAACAAAUGUUUAUGUGUUGAAUGCAGUAGCUGUAGAUAACAAUGGUAACACUGAUGGUCAAGUGAGCCAACAAGCAAGAAUUGAGAUAACUGUCAUCAGGAACAACCAAUGUCCAACUUUCCAGAAUGUGCCGGCACUAGCACCAAUAGACGAGAGUCAAACACCACAAACCCUUAUAACCUUGUCUGAUUUCGUUGUAGAUUCAGAUCCAGAGACACUUAUAUUCGGUCAACACAAUUUCAACUUGAUAAAUGAAAACAACAUUGGUGCUCUAUUCAGUAUAAAUUCAGCAACUGGUGAACUUAGAACACAAUCAAGUCUUUAUUCUGAUGAUGAUCUAACAUACCCAAUUAGAGUUACUGUUAGUGAUAGGGGUCCGUCAGCCUGCACAUCAACUACUGUGGUAACAGUAAAUGUCAACCGAAAUUUGGUCGGACCUGUAUGGACUAAUACAAAAAUUGGUACCACUGAUGAGUAUGAAUAUAGAAUAAGUGAAACUCUCAACCCAAAUACACCAUUCUUUUCUAUCUCUGCCACUGAUGGGGAUAGCAAGGUUCCACACAGAACUGUGAAUUACGAAGUGGUUACAUCAACCAAUCUUUUUGGUGUGAGAGCAAGCACUGGUGAAAUUUACUUACUUGUCAGCCAACUUGGACUUACCCAGGAAGUAUAUCAGUUUGAUAUUGCUGCCUAUGACCUUGGUACACCAUCUAAUAGGAUCAGUGGUAAGAUGACAUUAAACGUAGAUCGCAAUAGAUUCCCUCCAGAAAUCACCAACUUGUAUGCCAUUGAGGACCUGAUUGAAAGCACUCUAGCCAGGCCUGACCAGUCCAUCUUCAGGGUUACAGCUCGUGACAAUGAUACUAUCCCUCCAUUCAAUGAAGUUACAUUCAGUCUGAUAGGAGAUGGUUUGGCUCCACAAUUCUUCAGUGUGGCCAGUGAUGGAAAUGUUUACCUCACAAGAUCUCUCGAGACUGAUAAUAGCUUUAAUACAAUACAGUUGAGAAUACAAGCACGUGAUGGAGGGCCUUCACCAAGAACAGAUACAGAGCUUCUUGUUUUCAACAUAUUAAGAAACAGGAAUGCUCCAACAUUCCAAAAUCGUGCAUACAAUGUUCGUAUCUUAGAGACAAAAACAACAGGGGUUGAGCUAGUGACUGUUUCUGCUACAGACCCUGAUGAAGAGUCACCAAACAAUGACGUUGACUAUAUCCUUGAUGCUGCCACAAACAAUGUUAACAUCAGUGAAUUCUUCAAUGUCGGACGGAGGGCUAGUGCAAAUGGAGACUUAGGUAUUUUGUCCUUGAAGAGGUCAAUGAGGGAAUAUCCAAACUCAAAUGCUGAAUUUUCAGUUACAGUAAAUAUUCUAGCACGAGACAGAGGAACUCCAGCAAAUCAAUCUCCACUUGCAGCGCAGGUUGUUGUCACGGUAAUCCGUAACACAGCACCAAGAUUUAUUAACACAGAUCAAAACGAUGCAUACCAGUCAGGUGGCAUACAGAUGGAUCUACCGGCAGGAAGCACAGUGUUCCAGACUACAUAUUUAGAUACUGAUACUGAUUCUCCAUUCAAUAGACUAGAGUUUGCUAUCAAGGCAGAUAAUAUAGCCAUGUCUGUGUUUGAUAUCACUUCAAAUGGAAGGGUUAUUACCAAGCAGGGUGUCAAUCUAGAAACACAACCAUAUAUAGAAUAUAAUCUACUACUGGAGAUUAAGGAUGGUGGCUCACCACCCCUUACAGACUAUGCAAGCUUGUAUGUGUUUGUGGAGAAGAACCUUUUCCCACCUGUGUUUGAAAACAACAACCAGAACCUAGAAGAGACUAUAGAUGAAAGUUUACCUUCUGGAACUACUGUACUCACUGUCAAAGCGGAAGAUAGUGAUGUUUAUGAGCCAAACAACCAGUUUGACUAUGAAUUGAAUGACAGAAAUAGUGGCAGUGGACACAGCAAUUACUUUUCUUUGGAUAAGAAUGGGAAAUUAAUCCUAAUUGAAAGUGUUCUAAACACAAACAUACCAAAUGAUGAGCUUCUGUUGAGAGUAUUUGCUAGAGACAAAGGAACACCUCAAAAGUCAGCUUUUAUAGAUGUAACAGUUAUCAUAAACCGGCUGGAGGGAACUUUGCAAUUUUCGUCACCAAAUUAUGAAAGAACAAUAGACGAAAGCCUAGCUGUUGAUUCCACUGUUCUGCAAACAAGAGCUUCACCAGGAGCAAACAUCCAAUAUAGUCUUCAAGAUGGCCUUUUUGGUAACCAGUUUUUCAAAGUUGCAUCAAAUGGAGACAUUUUAGUUGCUACUGAUCUUACAACAGAUAUUAACCGUGAACGACCAACCUACACUUUGACAGUUGUGGCAAAGAAAGAAGAAUUGGGCAUUACCCAGACUGCAACAGCUGGUGUAACCAUCAAUGUUAGACGUAACCAGAAUCCACCCGUGUUUACAUUUGACGUUUAUUCUGGACAGAUCUAUGAAAAAGCAGAUCUUGCCUCCAAUAGAGACUUGCAGCUAGAUAAUCCUAUCCUAGCCACAGAUGCUGAUAAUGAUGUAGUAACAUACAGGAUAGUAUCUGGUGUCAGUUCUGAUAAGUUCUGGAUAGAUAGGUCUUCUGGCCGAUUUUUACUCCUUGGCUCUUUAGAAGGGGAGACAACCUCUGUUUAUAGGAUAACAAUUGAAGCCUCAGACAAUCGUAAUCCUCCUAAAACGGACACAUCUGUUGUUGAAAUCACUGCUAUUCGAGAUGCAUUUCCACCACGAUUCACCAACUUGCCUGCCACGGCUCCAGCUAUUUUGGAAACAAGAGUAGACACUGAUGGUGAAUUUUUCACCAUUUCUGCAACGGAUUCUGAUCUGAAGGGAGUGUUGACAUUUGAAGUAGUAGGAGAUGACUAUGCACCAGCUUUGUUUGAACUGGAAGUUGUAGGAGACACUGCUCGUGUUUCAGUAAAACCAGCUAGCAGACUGCGACAAGAUUUUGACGAUCAGUAUAAUUUACGAGUGCGAGUAUUUGACAGUGAUUACCCUGCAAAUUAUGAUGAAGAUGUACUGUUGAUUGAUGUGACACGUAACCCAUCUAGGCCUAGCAUCCUUGACAUUGGCAAUCUUCAAGCUGAGAUCUGGGAUACCCAUCCAACUGGAGCUUUUAUAUUAGAUGUAAAUGCUACAGAUACUGAUGGUGAUGCACUCAUUUAUAAGAUAGUUGACCAAGCCAGCAAUAUAUUUUACUAUAUUAAUCCAACAACUGGAGUAAUUACAUUGAAACAGAGUUUGUUAGGAUCCUCUCAAACAACUAAUCAGGUAUCAUUGGAGGUGUGCGAUAAUCGUGGUCAGUAUGCAAAGUGUGCAAGUGCAUUUGCCACAAUAACAAUCAAGCGGAACUCAAACUCUCCAACUUUCCUUGAUAACUACUUCCAACUUAUCGACAGACUUACACAAGCAGGAACAUUUGUCAUUGACACUGAUGCUUCUGAUUCAGAUUUAAGGGGUACACUGGUAUAUGAAAGAACAGGACGAUUUGAUUCAUCCAAUUCCUUCUUUGACUUAGACAGAAACAAUGGUACCGUCAGAACCAUUAAAGAUAUUGCUCUUGAUGGAACAAAUAAUCAGCUAUACUUGAUGGAGAUUGUAGCCUAUGACAGCUUCUAUAUGAACGACAGAGCAACUGCCACAGUGUCUGUCAGUGUGAAUAGAAAUCCAGACUCUCCAGCAUUCAGAGAUAAUAAUGGAAACAAUUACUUCAAAUCUAUUGAUGAAAUGCAUGAAGUUGGAACAGUUGUACUUCGCCUAAAUGCCACAGACACAGAUGGGGACAAAGUAACAUUUGUCAGACAUGCAAACUGGGAACAACUUGACCUUGAUACUUUCUACCUAAACAAGGACACAGGUGAAAUCCUCCUAUCAAGAACAUUAGAUGACGCUUCUGUAACCAGUAGAUAUCAGUUCCAAGUACGAGCAGAAGACUCUGUUGAUGCUCCACUAACUAAGUCAGCAAUUGCUACGGUAACCAUUGAGGUAGUAUUUGACACUCCACCACGGUUUGAUGCAGCCAACUACACUGCUACUGUUCUAGAGACAAGAAAUAUAGGCUAUGAAAUAACAGCAGAAAUUGAAGCAGUUGAUCCGGAUUCAUUUGCUGGAGAAAUGGUUUACAAAAUUGUUGGAAACCUGCGCUCACCAUAUUUCUUUGAUAUUAGACGGGAUCCAGUAACCAACAAAGCAGUUGUAACUCUGAAAAACAGUCUUCUUGGUGAUCCAGUAACUAAUUAUGAUGUGCUGAUUGAAGCCUAUGACUCGAACUAUCCUAAUAAGAAAGUUUACACACACUUGUUUAUAAAUGUGGUCCGUAAUGUGUUCACACCUCAAGUUAAUAGUGCUACUAUAAACAUCUUUGAUUAUCACGAUCCUAGAAUCAUGAUACAUCAGAUGACUGCAACAGAUGGUGAUGGGGAUGAAUUAGUGUAUUCCAUGAGUGGACAAGGUGUACCUGAAUUAUUUGAUAUUGAUUUUCUGGAGGGAGGAAUCUAUGUAGUUGGAAACCUACGCUAUAAUGGAACACAGGUUUUCCAAACUACCGUGUUAGCUAGAGAUAGGCGAACACCAGAAAAGACCGGUACAGCUCAGAUCACAAUCAGAGUUGAGUAUGAUGAUAAUGCACCACGAAUUGAAAACGCAUUAAAUGGUGUCAUCACAGGAUUCAUCAGUGAAAAUGUUGAGAUUGGAACAAGCAUAGAAAAAAUUACUGCUGUAGAUCAAGAUAUCAUUGAAGAUGGCGAGGGCAAUAUUGUAUACGAAUUACUGCCAGGUUCAGUAAGUGAAGGUUACUUCACGUUACUUCCAAAUGGUGAAAUACGAACUGCAAGAUCAUUUAAUACUUCCCAGCGAAACAUAUUUCAAUAUGAUGUUACUGUGGCAGCUUAUGACAGUAGAUAUCCUGAGAUUCGUACCGAAGUUAUAUUGAGGGUAACAGUGAACAGGAAUUUGAAUGGACCAGAAUUUAACCCUGCAAGUUACAGAUUUGAAAUUGAUGAGACUGUACCAAGGUUUACAUCGAUUGGACAAGUCUUCGCUGACGAUAGAGAUAUUUUGGAUAUAGUUACAUUCUCUGCAUCUGGAAACGGAUUGUUUGAUGUGGACCCAGCGUCAGGAGUGAUAUCUGUGAUAGGAGAUGUCUUAAAUGAACCAACACGGGCAACACAAUAUACUCUAUCAGUUACUGCAUCAGAUAACUUUGUACCAAAUACACAGACACGAACUGUGAUUGUUAACAUUGUUGUUAUUCGUGAUACCACAACACAGUUCACAGGAGAUGAUCCUCUUAGACUGUUUGUGUCAGAAAGGCAACCAGUCAAUUUUACCAUUACAAAUACUAACAAUAGGAUUACAGCUGUAGACAGCGAUCUUACGGAUAGCCAAAUAACUUUUGAGGUGGUACCAUUUUAUGCAGAAGAUGUUGCAGUCCACUACUUUGAUAUAAGACGAGUGGAUGGAAAUUCAGUAGAUGUUUAUAUAAAGAAUAAUCUGAUGGAAGGUUUUAGAGAUCGAACCAGUUUCCAGCUUCAAGUUGUAGCGUACGAUGCCAACCGACCACGUAACAAAGCAUACAAGCUGGUGAUUAUUCAAGUACAACGUAAUUCUGGAGGUCCUGCUUGGACAUUAUUUGUUGAAGAUGUUAAGAUGAGAGAAGACUUACCACAACUUGGGCUAGUAACCAAAGUUAAUGCUACUGAUGUUUUAGACAAUGAUCGCAUUAAAUUUGACAUUUUGGAUGAAAAUUUGAUCAGAUCUCUUGUAUCUGGUCCAUCAGAUUAUUUCCUGAUUGAUGAAGACACUGGACAAAUUCAGUUAAAGAAGUCAGUUGUUGGCACUGAUAUUGACUCUUUCGAGCUGACAAUUCAAGCAUGUGAUUCUGGUGUUCCUCCAAAGUGUAUUGUAAGAGUUAUGACAAUCGAUGUAGUCAGAGACAGUCAGCCUCCCCAGUUUGGUGCAGAUCCAUUCCAGUUCUUUAUGAAUGAGAAUGAAAAUGUCAGCUAUAGUAUUGGCAUUAUUACCUCAACUGAUAGCAGUCCAAUUGGACAAACCGUAUAUGAACCUAUCGAUAUGCCAAUGUUCUUUGAAUUGAAUAGAACUACAGGCAGAUUAACACUGAAGAGGUUAUUGCUUGGGUACAAAGAUUUAUCUUACAAUUUCCGAGUACAGGCAUAUGAUACUGGAGAACCAUUGUAUAUUGCAACAGCUUCUGUUUUUGUGUUUGUAACAAGAAAUCCAAGUGGUCCAUCUUUUAUUGAUUCACCAUACUUUAGAAGAGUACAUGAGACUUUCCCAUCUGGAAGUUUACUUAUUGAUGUGAAUGCUGAAGACACAGAUGGGGAUACUUUGGUUUACAAACUCAUUGGUAAUGCUGAUGAUUUGAAAUACUUUUACGUCGAUCCCAGCACAGGAGAGAUCAAUCUGAAACAAUCUCUGGUUAACCCACCGAAAACACGAUUCCAAUUUACUAUAGAAGUUAAUGAUCAGCGUAAUAUUCAAGCAAAGACAGAUCAGGCUACUGUUACAAUAGAAGUUGAUAUUGAUGACAAUCCAAAUUUUGUCAGUGGCACAAUUAUUCCAGCCCUUCCUGAGACUGCUAAAGCAGGAGAUUCAGUUCACAAACUUUCAGCUGUUGACAAUGAUUUGGUUGGAAACAUGACUUACAGACUGGUUGGUAUUUCACCUGCUCCAUAUAUGUUUAAUGUUGAUCCUAGAACAGGCGAGAUAACAUUAGCUCAAGAUAUUCUUACAAGUGGUCUCAAUCGACUUAACAGCUAUACCCUUGAUGUGGAGGCCUACGACAGUGCAUAUCCAGAGAACAAAGCUACACAAAGAUUGAUAGUUUCAGUUAUAGUGAACCCAGGUGCCCCAGUGUUCCAACAAUCUAAUUACCGCUUCCCAGUGAAUGAGUCACAGAAUCCAGGAUUUUUGGUUGGCACAGUUCUUGCAACAGACACCGAUGGCGACACAAUGACAUACAGGAUUAUAAGAAGUACAGGUGACCUUACUGACUAUAUUCUUCUAAAUGAGAAAGCUGGCACAAUUGUAACAAGAGAUGUAUUGACUAAAGCUGCCUUUGAUACUUACAAUAUGACAGUGGAGGCUGAUGAUGGCAGAGGUCAGACAGCCCAAGCUUUUGUUGAAAUUAUCAUACUGCGUAACCCUGAUGAUGUUAGACCAAGGUGGAUAAAUUUGGAAGUCAAUGGGCAAUAUAGGGAAUUAAACAUUCUCUACAACUUGCCUGAAAAUACCAUUGUCAGUAGAAAGCCGAAAGCUUUUGAUGACGAUCUUCUUGGCAGAUUACAGUAUGAACUUACUGGUGACAGUGUGGCAUUAGAAUAUUUCAGUAUCAAUGCAGAUAAUGGUGAUAUUACCUUAACGAAAAGUCUUGAAACAGAUUCAUUUUCAGCCUUGGUAUAUAGGUUAUAUCUUGCUGUUUAUGACAAUGCACGACCUGGAAAUAGAGCUGAAACUGCACUUAUUAUCACAGUGUUACGUAAUCCUGGUACACCUUCAUUUGGUGCCAAUGAAAUCCAGUUGAAUGUCCUGGAAAAUCAGCCAAUAGGAUUCACUAUAAAUCAGUUGACAGCAACAGAUACUGAUAAUGAUACCAUCAUCUACAGCAUUGAAGGAGCCUCUCCUGGAACAGAAACCUUUUUCGUACUGAGACAAAAAACAGGGUUAAUAGUAGUCAAUGCUGAUUUGAGAAACAGUAAGCCAACUGGUGAUGUGUACACGUUUACUGCAGUGGCAAAUGAUCAGGGCUUCCCACCAAAGUAUGGUCGUAUUUUAGUGACAAUAAAUGUUGAUAGGGAUCAGUCUAGACCUGUCUUCCAAAGGACAGAAGUGAAUGAAACAAUUGAUGAAAGACUUGGAGUAGACCGCUUUGUAACUUCUGUUUCUGCCACUGAUGCUGACAUCCGCCAGGUUAUUAACUAUAAAGCUGUGAGUGACAGUAGUGCUAUGGCAUAUUUUGAGGUUGGUUUGACAGAUGGUUUCAUCAAUGUGAAGAAAGAUCUGAUGCUGACUAGACAGACAUACUUUAGAAUGGAAAUUGAUGCUUAUGACACCUUCUUCUCCACCAAUACAGCUAGAGCUGUCGUUAACAUAUUUGUGACUAGGAAUGGUGAUGACAUUUCCUUCGUUAACCCAUCACAAUAUUUCGUAACUGUUAAUGAAUACAGACAACUUGCUGAUGAGAUAUUCACAGUUGCAGCUGUUGACCCUGAUGGUGAUUCAGUGACAUACCACAUGAAAGAUGCAAGAGAAGCUGAACAAUAUUUCUACCUUAAUCCUUACACUGGAGUCAUCUCAAUCAAGCAGACUCUAGCACAAAAUAAAGUCAAUGAUACAUAUGUGUUUAUGAUUGAAGCAAGGGAUUCUAGAAUGUAUUUUACAAAGACUGCUACAGCAAGAAUGACCAUCAAUGUAGUCCGUAAUGUUGCUCCAAGAUUUAACAACCUCCCAGAAGAUAUCACAAUCUCUGAAAAUCGUGCAACAGAUGAGGUCAUAUUCACAGUGAUCGGUGUGGAUCAAGAUCUCCUUAGAGGAAGUGUGUUGGUGUAUACUGUGGUUGGUGAUGGUUUUGCUCCAGGUUUAUUCAAGAUUGAUCCAGAUAGUGGACAGGUCUCUAUUAGAUCCAGCCUCAAAAAUGCCAGUGAGCUUGGCUACAACUUGAAAGUGGGAGUUUAUGACAGCCAAAUACCAAGCAUGGUGACAUAUGGAGACUUAGGUAUUAUCAUGACCCGUAAUGAUAAUCCACCCGUAUUUACUGAGAACCCAUAUGUGAGAGCACUAGAAUGGCGUGACGUUCCUGGUAAAAUUGUCGUUGAACUGACUGCCACUGAUGCUGAUGGAGACACUGUGAGCUAUAAUUUUGGAACCAAUGACCAAGUGAUUUAUGAUUACUUUACUCUUGAUACCACAACUGGAGUUAUGACAUUAAGAGACACUCUACCACCUCAACAAACAACCUUCACAGUGCAAGUUGGAGCAACUGACAACCGUGUCCCAGAAAAGACAGCAUCAUCUCGUGUGAUUUUCAAUAUUGAAAUUGAUUCAUUUAACCCUGCUUUUAUUCCACCAAAUGCUGUAAUUGCCUUUAGAACAGUAGAGACUCGACCAAAUGGGUAUGUUAUAGGUAGAGUAACCGCAGAAGAUGGGGAUCUAAGAGGAACAAUAGUAUAUGAAACUGAUGGAGUAAACCCAGCUGAUUACUUCUUCUCAGUAAACCGAACAACUGGCGAGAUCUACAUUAACCAAAACUUGAAGGAUGAUAUACGUGCUAGACUGACUUACACUUUGUAUGUAAUUGCCUAUGAUAGUGAUGUACCAGAAAACAAGGCAAGGGUAGAAGUCCAAAUCACUGUAGACCGUAACCAAGGGAUACCACAAUUUCAACCUGCUGUUUACAAUAUACGACUGGAUGAAUUCUAUGAUUUAGCUGUCAGCGUUGUCAACAUAACUGCAGUAGAUCUUUUAGAUAAUGAUAGAAUCAGCUAUGAGAUUCAAGAUACCAGCUUAAACAGAAUUGUAACGCAAUACUUCUACAUCAACUCUGUCACAGGCGAUAUAUAUCUACGUAAAAGUUUGAUUGGCACUGACAUUAAUCGCUUUGAUUUUACUGUUCGAGCCACUGAUGAUGGAAAACCUGCCCAGUCUGCCACAGCAAGUGUUACAAUUGAAGUGAUUAAAGCUGGUAUACCAAGAUUUGAAGAACCAUAUGAAAACACAGUUGGAGAGAAUAUUCGAAUUGGAACUGAAGUUAUUAAAGUUAAUGCUGUCCAUCCUAUACCAGGGAGGAAUGAUGACUUGGUAUUUGAGAUAAUUGGUAAUCCACCUAGUGCAUAUUACUUUGCUAUCAAUGGUACUGAUGGUGAUAUCAGUGUCAUCAGAAGCUUGAAAGAAGACGACAGGGACUUUUAUAUUAUCAAAGUUAAAACCUAUGAUCCCAAAACAGAAUCUCGCACUGCAACUCAAGACAUCAGAAUUAAUGUGAUAAGAAAUAUUAAUGAUCCAGUAAUACCAGAUGACUCGUAUACAGUAACUUUAUAUGAUGAUGAGCCAAAAAAUACAGUUGUCAUUCAAUUAAAUGGAACUGAUGCUGAUGGGGACCAGCUUGAAUACUCUAUAACUGGUGACCAGCGUUGCUUUGACACAUUUAGAAUACAAUCAACUAUAGAAAACUAUGGUAUAUUAUACUUGAACAAGGAUCUUGUUGACACAACAGGCAUUAACUUUUUGUGCAACAUUUUGGUCACUGACAAUGGAAAACAGCAGCCCAGAACAGAUACCACCAGGGUUAAUAUAAAUGUCAUUCGUGUACCUCCACCAGCUUUUGUCCCCAAUAAUGAAUAUAGAUUUACAAUCAAUGAAAAUGAAAAUAUUGGAUUUGAUGUUGUAACAUUGAAUGCAAUAAAAGAUGAUUUAAAGGGACGUAUCUUUUAUGAGAUGGUAGGCAAUUACCCAGCAGAAUCUUUCUUCCGAGUUGACAACAGAACUGGUCUUGUAGAGUUGUACAAUGAUCUAAGAUUAGAUUUAUUGCGAACAAUGACUUACGUGAUAAAGAUUGAAGCCUACGACACAAUGCGGCCCAAUUUGAGAACAACUGCUACAGUGUAUGUAACUGUUACGCGUAACCUCAAUCCUCCGAGGAUGAUUCCUCCCACUGUAGAAAUAAACGUUGAUCAAGAUGUGAAAAUCCCAUCCUGGGGAUAUCCAGUCAAUGUUACAGAUCCUGAUAGUGCAAAUCCAACCUGUUCUAUCAUUGGAAAUCCAAAGGCACAAGAAUACUUCCAGAUCAACCCAGAUACUUGUCUGAUUACAUUGAAGAAAAGUCUAGCUGAUGAUCCAGAUCUUACCACAAGAUAUGCUAUUCAAGUUAGAGUUGAUGACAACACCUCACCAAAUAAGUUCACAACAGGUUUUGUUUAUGUGAAUGUAGAGAGGGACCAAUUUAAACCUCAAUUAAAUCUCCCAAGGACAGUCACUGUUGAAGAAUCAGCUCCAAUUGGUUUUCUUGUUUUUGAUGUGGAUGCCACUGAUGCAGAUAAAAAGGGAGAUUUUGUAUACAACAUCAUUGGUGACUUCCCAGGUAGCCAGUAUUUUGUGAUUGAUGAUCAAGGUAGAAUUACUGUCAGAUACACACCAAAAUCAGACACCUUAGAAUCUUCUUCAUACACAUUACAAGUUGAGGUGUAUGAUAGUGUAUGGCCUAACAACAAAGAGCGUGGUACUCUCACAAUAAAUAUCAACCGAAACCCAGGAAAACCAGAAUUCACACAAGAUGUCUAUGAGAGAACAAUUAAUGCAGAUUUCCCAGUUGGUGAUAUUAUUCUGACAGUGAAUGCCACUGAUUCUGAUCAGGACAAACUGACCUUCAUCAAACUAUCACCUGAUCUAAAUGACAUUCUAUACAUGUCUGAGAGUGGAGUUGUGUACCUGUUUGAAGAUUUGAGUGAUUUAACUGUGAGAACUACAUACACUUUCCAAGUGGAAGUCCGCGAUAACCGUAAAACAAAUCUACAACAGGAUACUGCCACAGUCCGUGUGAAUGUUAUUCCUCUGGCUGGACCACCCACCUUCCAAAACCGAUUCAUCGAAAUUGAGGUUCCAAUUACUCAAGCAAUUAACUCUACCUUCAAUUCAGUCAUUGCAUCGGAUGUUGAUCUAAGAGGUCAAAUUCGGUAUGUUUUGGAUGGUAUGCCACCAGGGACAUCAUACUUUGGUCUGAAUGAAGAAACCGGAGGAAUUUAUGUAACAAAUAGUCUUGUGAAUGACUUUAGACAGUACACGCUCCUUAUCUAUGCCUACGACACAGAACUUCCAAAAGAUAGAGGUUUCAUUACAGUUUCCAUUAAGAUUCUAAGGAACUUGAACGCACCAAGGUUUGACAGUGGGCAGACUACAUACUUUGCCACAAUUAAGGACUAUGACCCGCCUGGAACAUCUGUUAUACAACUAAAGGCUACUGAUAAUGAUAUUACUUCUCCAGAGAACCUUGUGGAGUAUGGGCUGGCUGUUGGCAAUAUUGGCACAGAUUACUUCAGAAUUGAUCCAAACACUGGACUUAUCUCCGUUAUUCAGCGUGCUUCAUUUGAUCCAGCUAAACCAAAUACAUAUGUGUUAUUCAUUACUGCCAGUGAUCGUAGUGUAGACCUUAAUGAUGUUCGAAUGGUAACAGCAACUGUUACUGUUAAUGUAGAACGAAAUGUUCCUCCAACAAUUUUAGACAGGACAGGCUAUGUGAAAACAAUAACUGAAGGUAUUCCAAUAGACACAGAAGUGCUUGUUGUAAGAGCAACUGAUGCAAACCCAGCUGACUCAUUAAAUGGACAGCUUGUAUAUGAUAUUAUAGAUAGUGAAGCAGCUAAGAAAUUCCAGAUUGACAGAAUGACUGGUAAUAUAACAACAAGAAUAUCUCUAAAAGGUAUAAGCCCCCUCAGUUGGAACUUCAAUGUUCUUGUGAGUGACAAUGGUAUACCCUCAUUGAAUGAUACAGCACAGGUUACAAUUAAUAUUCAGAAAAUUGGUGGACCAAGCUUUGAUCCAGCAGAACUUAGUGUGAACUUUGAUGAGAACCUCGCAGAUGAUGCUUUUGUUGUAAGGUUGAGAGCAAAUGAUCCUACACCAGAUGGACCUUUGAUUUAUGUGAUCAGAGGAGAUGGAUUGGCCCCUGAAUAUUUCAGACUGGAAAUGGAUGGUGAUUCAGCCGUAGUAUAUCUAAACAAAUCAUUCUUGUUAGAUAGCAACAAAACACCAUUUUAUAAGAUGAGAGUUCACGCAUAUAGGCAAAACGAUCCAACUGUCUAUGCAGAAGCAAUUGUUUAUGUAUAUGUAAGAAGGAAUCCAACAACACCCAGUUUCUUACAUGGAGAUCUUGUUUUCAACAUUGAUGAGAACAUUCCUGUUAAUACUGCUUUUGGAGAUGUAAAUGCAACUGACCCAGACAAAGGCUCGAAUGGAGAAAUAAAAUAUACUAUAAGUAACACUGAAUUGUCUCCAAAUUAUCUACGAGAGUAUUUUGCUAUCAAUGAGUUCACUGGCAAACUUAUAGUAACUUCAAAUCUAAUGCAAGACCCAAAAACAUUCCAAUAUGUGAUGACAGUAGUUGCUCAAGAUCAGGGUGUACCUGUGAGAGAGGCAUAUGUAAAAGUUACAGUGAAUGUGUUCCGUAAUCCAAAUCCACCACGAUUUUUGAGGACUCCAUACAGGACAGAAAUAAAUGAGAAUGAACCAGUAGGCUAUGAAGUUAUCCGUGUGGAAGCUGUUGAUGCUGACAAUGAUCCAGUCAUUUAUGCAAUCAAGGAUGAAAAGCCACAAUCUCUCUACUUUAAGAUUGACCCCAGGACAGGUGUUAUCACAACAAAUGCAGUCCUGUAUGAUGACAAUGUACUGUCUUACACCAUAACUGUAAUGGCUAGGGAUGAUACAGCAGCUUCUAGAGUGUCUGAGAUCCCUGUUAUUGUUGACAUAUUAAGAAAUCCAAAUUCACCAAUAUUUACUCAAGCUGGGGGAAAUGUAUCAAUUUCUGAAUACAGUGAAAUUGGUUUUGAUGUGAUCACUUUAACUGCCACAGAUAAAGAUAAUCCAAACAGCAACAGUGGUAUCCUCCGCUACAAAUUUGGUACAAUACAACCCUCAGAUGCAAAUCAAUUUUUCUCUAUCAGUCCAAUAGUUGGUGAAAUUAAAGUUGCAAAAAGUAUGAUAAGAACCACACCUAUACCUAUGUCAGUCUCUCUUGAAGUGCUAGCAUACGAUUUGUCAGUUCAGCGCAAGACGGCAACAACAACAGUAACAGUGAACAUAGUACGUAACCAGUUUGCACCAGUUUUCCGAAACGGAAUAUCAUAUGAGGUAACAGCAUACGAAACUGAUCGUACAGGAUUAGUCAUAGUAAAUCUACCAGCAACAGAUCCAGAUAGAAAUGUGCCACUCAAUGCAGAUACACCUAAUGCUGAAAUAGAAUAUAGUUUAGAGGGUGACAUCAACUCUUACUCGAGAUUCUUUGAAAUAAGACAAAAUGGAGAAUUGAUCAUUAAACAACAGCUCUACUUCCCAACACUUCAAGACAACUUUAUCACAUUAAAUGUCAUAGCCUCUGACAAAGGUUGGCAACCAAGAUCCACUACUGCAACAAUUAAAGUAAAUAUAAUAAAGUACAAUGGCACAGAUGCAGAACUUGGCUUUAUUCAACCAGUCUGGGUAAUACCAAUUAAUGAAAAUGAAAGAGCUAACACAAUAGUAGAGGAACUUGAUGUUGUUAACCAGGAUGGUGCUGUUGUAUGUACAAUCUUAGAUGGAAAUUUCCAGGGACAGUCUGGCCCUCUGUUUUCAUUUGAACCAGAUGACUUUAACAAGAAUUGCAAGUUAAUCUUACGUGGAGAACUGGAUUAUGAGAAACAACAGAGAUACAUACUCAGCGUGCAAGUCGCCGAGUCAAGAACUAAACGUCAAGCACCAUCCAUAUACAAUGCAUGGAGACAGGCAACUGUUUAUAUAAAUGUGAUAGAUGUAAAUGACAACUCACCAAAAUGGGUUAUCCCUGUUUAUCCACAACAAAAUGCUGAAACAAAGAAUAAAUACUUUGGGCUAUACCAGACAGGCAUGUUUCCACAAACAUUGAUCACCUCCAUCUCUGCUACGGACAUUGACUCUGCAAAUCUUGGCCUUGUCGAGUACAACCUUGGUCUGGAAGAGAAAAAUUUCCCUGCAGACAUCAACAUGCCAUUCUCACUUAAUAGAAAUAAAGGAGACGUAAGAACUGAUAGUGAAAUGAAGGGAGAAGUUCCAACCUAUAGGUUUCCUGUUCAAGCCAAAGACAACCCAGGCCAAUCCACAAACCAGAACAGUAUUGAUGCUGAAGUUAUUAUUCAUCUUGUAGAAGACAAGCAUAGAUUUAUUGCUGUGUUACCUGGUGUACCUUCUAACUAUGAUGAAGAGGUGGAGACUCUACGAAGAGCAAUCCAAGAAUUCACUGGCUACAUCUGUUUGGUAGAUAAAUAUCAAGAUAAACGUGUACAAAAGGGACAAAAUGAGGUGGAGAGAAUGAAUACUGGAACUGAUAUAGUUUUUGCCUUGGCUCAGCCAGACGUCAUGCCCAACUUCCCACUUCUUCUUAACACAGACCCAGCUGUUCAAAACUUAUAUGAUGGUCAGUUUAUACGGUUCAUUAACGAUGACCAUAACCUGAAAGUGGAGGAAGUUCACCAACCAUAUCCUGGUGCAGUCACACGUGACUUUGUUCUCACAAAAUCCUAUAUCUGGUGGACUGAUGAUCCAUGGGCAUCCCUCAUUGCACUUGUUGCUAUAUCUAUUUUACUGGCUAUUGUGGGAAUUAUAGUCCUUGUGUUCACUCAUUCAAGAUACACUAAAUACAUUAACAACUACCGAGUCUACCAGACGACUUAUCAGACUCCAGAGUUUGUAGAGCCGCCAAAUUUCUUAAGAGAAUACGAGACUCAAAGUUUAGCUAUGUACGUGCCGCCUGACGAUGCUAUUGGUGCUGAUGGAGAGAUACAUUUGCAUUUAUCAGCUGAAGGAAUCUCAUCAAUAGAUCAGACAGGAACAGCUGCUAUAAAUCCAGUCUACAUUCCAGACAAUGAUGAACAAACUGUGGUACAAACAACUUACACUCGUGAUGCACAAGACACUACUCUGCUGUAAAUACAAUAUACAACUGCUUGCCAUAUAUCUGAACAAUAAAAUAAUGUGCAAAAACUCUACAACCAUGUGUCAUUAUAAUUCUGGAACAAAUAACCAGAAGGAAAAAAACAAAAAACUUUGGACUCAUCAGAAUGUGCAAACAAAAUAUAGACAUUAGUGUUUGCAACUGUUAAUGUUGAAAAAUCAAAGAAUUGUUACGAAUUUAGAUAAAGUUUAUUUUGGAUAGAAUUUUACUAUUUUUUCUGCUUUGUUUUGAGCUUCUAUUACUUUACACUUUUCUGAAUUUUGACACAAAAUAUUUCAAAAGGGUUGUUAUUUUUUUUAGUAUAUUAGAGUUGUUAAAUUUAUAACAUGAAAUGUUGCAGAAUAUAGCUGUUGUUUUUUUUUUUUUCUUCAAUAUUUGUAGUUGAGCUUUUAUAGACAGUCAAACUUUUUCAAAAUACUAUUAGGUCCAGUGAUUUUUUAAAUCAUAAUAGUUGUUUGUUUUUUACUAUCAAAUCACACUUAACAUUUAUUCUCAUUUUUGUUAUAUAAAUGCUUUUCCCUUUCCCACAAUACUUGCUUUAGCAGCACCUAUUAUGAAUUUUUAAUGAAAAAUUUGUCUCAGUUUUAAUUGAAAAGAAUCUCUUUUGUUAAUAUUUGUACCUGAAAUGAUACUCGAGUGUUAGUGAGCUUAGUUUUAUUUUAGAAUUUCUCCUAUAAAUAAGUACAUAUAUAUUAUAUAUAAAGUUAUAUGUUUUGCAACUAUAGUUAUGCACAAAUAAUGUUUACUGCUGUUCUUAUAUAUAUAUAUACAUACAUAUCAUUUUUAUUGUUACAGUGCUAAGAAUUAUUUUUGUACAGUGAGAGAGAUAAAUCCAUGUCAUUAUCUCCCCUAGACUUAUACCUACUGUUUAUAUACCAGUAUUGGUAUAUACAUUAGUUACUGUGAAUGGGGUGAACUAUUACUCUUUGUAUUGUUCAAUUUGUGCUAUAAAUGAGAAAACAAUGAAUUUUUCAUAAAUAGCUUUUGCUAAAUUUGAGAUUUGUAUUUUUUUAUAAAUAAAGUAAUAAAAAUGAUUGAUAAUA
Messenger RNA from Ruditapes philippinarum (Manila clam), 30038 nucleotides. RefSeq lists its product as uncharacterized. Gene Ontology annotation, biological process: homophilic cell-cell adhesion. Gene Ontology annotation, cellular component: plasma membrane. NCBI's taxonomy places the organism in Eukaryota, Metazoa, Mollusca, Bivalvia, Venerida, Veneridae. The transcript is spliced from 163 exons. The record is from RefSeq and is a predicted model, not a curated record. Gene Ontology annotation, molecular function: calcium ion binding. Bases 195 to 28970 code for a protein of 9591 amino acids.